Rhinichthys klamathensis goyatoka is the source of this 1834-nucleotide messenger RNA. RefSeq names its product GTPase IMAP family member 8-like. The transcript is spliced from 4 exons. The coding region runs from base 56 to 1834 and encodes 592 amino acids. Gene Ontology annotation, molecular function: GTP binding. NCBI's taxonomy places the organism in Eukaryota, Metazoa, Chordata, Actinopteri, Cypriniformes, Leuciscidae. The record is from RefSeq and is a predicted model, not a curated record.
CGUUCAGAGAGAGAACACCUGAGUGAAACAACGCAGGGAAUUCCACACAAUAAAAAUGACUUCAGGUCAAGCAGGUGAUCUAAGGAUUUUGCUCCUGGGUGAAACUGGAGUAGGAAAAAGCACAACUGGAAACACCAUCCUGGGCAGGAAUGCAUUUAAAGAGGCCAGUAAAAUGUGUGAGAGACAGGGAAGAGUUUUGGAUGGGAAGACCAUUACUGUAAUCGACACUCCAGGACUGUUCAAUACGUCUAUCACAGAAGAGCAAGUGAAGGCUGAAAUAGAGAUGUGUGUAGAGAUGUCUGCUCCUGGUCCUCAUGUGUUCCUGCUGGUGUUCAAACUGGGAGUGAGAUUCACACAAGAGGAGAAGAACUCAGUGCAAUGGAUCCAGGAGAACUUCGGAAAAGAGGCUUUGCUUCGUACAAUCAUUCUGUUUACUCAUACUGAUCUGCUGAAGGGUAAAUCUUUGGAGGCGUACAUCACGGAAAGCCACAAUUUACCGAGAAUAGUUGAAAGUUGUGGUGGCAGAUAUCACUCAUUCAACAAUGAAGAUAGAAACAAUCAACAGCAGGUUACAGAACUGCUGCAAAAGAUGAAUGCAUUGAGGAGGCAGCAUGGAAUGAGGCAUUACACACCUGAGAUGUUUCAUGAAGCAAAGAAGAAGCUACUGGGGAGAGUUGAGUGGUGGCUCUCAGGUGAUCUAAGGAUUUUGCUCCUGGGUGAAACUGGAGUAGGAAAAAGCACAACUGGAAACACCAUCCUGGGCAGGAAUGCAUUUAAAGAGGCCAGUAAAAUGUGUGAGAGACAGGGAAGAGUUUUGGAUGGGAAGACCAUUACUGUAAUCGACACUCCAGGACUGUUCAAUACGUCUAUCACAGAAGAGCAAGUGAAGGCUGAAAUAGAGAUGUGUGUAGAGAUGUCUGCUCCUGGUCCUCAUGUGUUCCUGCUGGUGUUCAAACUGGGAGUGAGAUUCACACAAGAGGAGAGGAACUCAGUGCAAUGGAUCCAGGAGAACUUCGGAAAAGAGGCUUUGCUUCGUACCAUCAUUCUGUUUACUCACACUGAUCUGCUGAAGGGUAAAUCUUUGGAGGAGUACAUCACGGAAAGCCACAAUUUAAUGAAAAUAGUUGAAAGUUGUGGUGGCAGAUAUCACUCAUUCAACAAUGAAGAUAGAAACAAUCAACAGCAGGUUACAGAACUGCUGCAAAAGAUGAAUGCAUUAAGGAGGCAGCAUGGAAUGAGGCAUUACACACCUGAGAUGUUUUACACAACUCAAACAGAAAUGACAGAGAAGGACAGAAUGAACCUGGCAAAGUUUCCAUAUAUUUUGUGUGCUAUUGUAUUGAUUGCAGUUAUAUUACUAGGGACAUGGCAUAUGAAAAGGGAGCUUGAACAGAAGGAGGAACAGCUGCAAAAGCAAAAGCAGGAGAACCAGAUACUGCAAAAGCAAGCGUAUGAGACUCAGAAACUGAUAAAGGACCUCGAACUGAAGGAGGAGAAGAUGCAGGAGCAAGAGCAGGAGAAUCAGAAACUGAUAAAAGAGCUCGAACUGAAGAAGGAGAAGAUGCAGAUGCAAGAGCAGGAGAAUCAGAAACUGAUAAAGGAUCUCGAACUGAAGAAGGAGAAGAUGCAGAUGCAAGAGCAGGAGAAUCAGAAACUUACAAAAAAGCUCGAACUGAAGGAGGUGAAGCAGCUGAUAAAGGAGCUCGAACUGAAGGAGGAGGAGAUGCAGAAGCAAGAGCAGGAGAAUCAGAAACUGACAAAAAAGUUCGAUAUGAAAAAGUUGGAGCAGCUGAUAAAAGAACUAAAAGCGAAAAUCCUGUCAACAUUCCUGUAA